Messenger RNA from Nymphaea colorata (pocket water lily), 1238 nucleotides. RefSeq lists its product as uncharacterized. Lineage: Eukaryota; Viridiplantae; Streptophyta; Magnoliopsida; Nymphaeales; Nymphaeaceae. The coding region runs from base 139 to 795 and encodes 218 amino acids. The transcript is spliced from 8 exons. The record is from RefSeq and is a predicted model, not a curated record.
CCAACUCAAGCAACGGCUGCCCAUCACCCCAAAACCAGGUUUUGGGUUAAAAAAUCUUCCCCGCCUUUUUCCAGGAGAAGACGACCCAGUCUUGAAGUGGAUGAAAAGGAGGACGAGCCUGACACCCCGAGGUGGUGUAUGACAAAAAUGGCCUCAUAUGUGCCAGUUGCAAUUCAAGAUGAAAAUUUGCACAUACAUAAAGGAAAGGCUGUUGCUGGGGGCAAAAGUGACGUGCGUGAUGUUCAGAAGAAAGGACUUAAAUCUCGAAAAGCUUUGGCAGAUCUUUCAAAGCCUGGAAAGACAUCUUUCACAGGUCCAAAAGUUCCUGCCUUGAAGCAAAAGUCUGCUGUGCCAGUUAAGAACAGCAACGGUGCCCCAAAGAAUGGUCAACUUACUGAAGAAGAGAUAAAGCAAUGCAAUGAAUGGGCCAAGGAAGGGAUUGAGCACAUCCAUUUUUCAGGGAGUGACAUGCAUAAAUUUGAAAAGGAAACGAGAGAAUGCAAUGUCGAGAGAGAAGUGAACGAAAUCAUGACUGGCUUCCACAACUGGAUUCAAAUAUCCCACGUGCAGAUAAGCUUAGGUCAGAUGGAGCAGGAUGUUGAAAGAUAUGACAAAGACAACUUGGAGUUUGAGCAAACACCUGAGCGUUUAUGGUCCCCAAGAGAACAGCCAGAACAUGACGUUUCAUCAUUUUUGAGAGGUGAUGAAGAUCCAAGCAAUUCUUUCAUGGAUGACAAGCAGUACUGCAUACCAGAGUUCAAGUUAAAGAGGCAAUAUGAAGUAGAAACUGCAUGAUCUGAAUAACAUGCAUUUAGUUCUUUUAACCAUUGCCUCAAUUGGAGUGUUGUAUCAACCGCGCCAUGGGGUUUUCACUUUCAACGGAGCAACUUCAAUGAAUGCAUUGUGGGCGUGACUAGGUUGCGGGAGUCGAAAUCACCACUGCAAUGUCGAAGAUUAUGGCAAUCUUAGGAGCAAUAUUUACAGAACCGUGUCAUAUCUUGUGGAUCGUCAUCACAACAAUACCUCGUCCUGGCUUUAUGAAUACAAAAUUUUAUGAAUAUGUUGGCGUGAAAUCGUGAUACAUGCUUCAAAUUUGAAGUGCCAUAAGUUUGUAGAAACUUCGAUAUUGUUUUUCUAUCCAUAAGUUGGUGGAGACACAGUCAAUUAGGAAUAUUUAGUACUUUUAAUCCAAAACCGAUUAGUUCAAGAAAACUUUGUGUGUGUUCAUAAAUGGACGU